CUUACUGCAACCACAGGCAAAGAUCAUUUGUACUGUUUAUAUUCCCUCAGCCCACAUUAGCCAUCCUCUCUUUGUCGCUGGUUUUGAGUAGAAUUAUCUGUUAAUGAAACCCCAAAGUAUGUGGGCAGUUUAAUGGGUGCGAUCCUGUUUGCUACGUACCGUUGAUUUUCGGUGUUCGGAGUCGAGGUCGGAUUUUUCCGGAAAACGAAAAACAUUUAAGGCUGAAAUGUGACUGUAAACUACGACCGAUAGUUGUUUUUCAUCGCAGGACAAAUGGAUCAACCACAGGAGGAAAUGGAGCAGAUCGCCACAUGGUUACAGGAGGAGGGACUCGCUCCUGACUCCUCAAAGGAGGCUCAGCUGUGUUUGCUGUGGAGUGCCCUCCAGCGCACCAGAAGCCAUCUGAACAGUGUGACAUGGGACCUGGACACGCAGCACUCACAGCACUUAGCAGAGAUGGCAGAGGUACGCAAGUCCUUGGAGCAGAUCCGAUUCUUUACAGAUCACAAAGAUGUUUUGGUGCAUGAGAUACAAGAUGAAAACGAUCUCCUCAAGGACCAGAUGCAACGCCUAGUAUCCCUUCAAGAUUCCCAGAUUAGCGAGGUGGCUAAAAUGCUGUACCAGCAGGGUCUCACAGAGCUGAUUCACAGCAGCCCCAGUGAGCAGGUGGCCUACCUCCUGGUGGAGAGAGCCUCCUUACUGGAGACGAGCCAGGGUCCAAGCAAUCUGAUGGGUAAUGGAAACAUACCCAGCCCACUGGGGACCGGAACCCAGCCACUGAACACCAGUGCACACCAGGUGGCAACUCGUCACAGCCAGAGCCCAUGGAAGAGACUAUUUGGACUCCACAAAGCUGCUCAGAGCAAACAUACUUUUAUUCCUGGCACUUUGCAUGGCAGAAGAAAUGCAAGAUUCCACACCACUGAUGCAUCUUGAUCCGGUGCAUUUCUUAAGGCUGAGGCCAGACAUUUGGCAGGCAGUUUGGAGAGGGAGUGUUCCCGUCUGGAGCGGGACCUGGAGGAAGGGUCCCGCCGUCUGGCCAUGGCCCACAAUGAGAUCCGACGCUUGACUGAUGAGCUGGAGUCUGCUCAUUUGACCCAAAGAGCUUAUGAGCCUGAGCUGCAGGCAGCCCAGCAGGAGGAAGAGCAACUCAGACAGGAAGUACAGAAACUGAAGAAAUAUGAAAUGGUGGAACUGCGAAAGGCCAAAGAGCUGAAUGAUCGUCUGGACCUUGAGAUCAGAGCAUUGAGGACUCGGGUACGCACUCUGGAUGCUGAGAAAAACUCUUUACAGCAGACGGUGGUUUCUCUGCAGAGCGAGGAGGAGCAGCAGCAGCAGGGGAAAGUCAACCAGAGUGAUGAGUUAGCUAAAGUGGUGCUUCUGCAGAGAGAAGUGAAGCUGCUGCAGUCAGCCCUGCAGGAGCCUCAGAUCAACCAGGCUAAAGAGUUGGCUGGAUCCCAGGAAACUAAAUUAAAUCAGAGCAAAGAGUUCUGCAGAGAUUUACAAGAUAAGCUCAGCACCCAGUCGAAAUGCCUUUUGGAGAAGGAGUCAGAAAUACUUUCCCUCAAACAGCAGCUGGAAACAUCUCAAAAUGAACUGGAUAACCUUACUGCUACCGUCUGCACCAAAGAAAACCAUCUUCAGGAGCAAAAACUGGGUAAGCCAAAAGAGGCAGAUUCACAGCACUCUGAAAACACUGACUGCCAGGUGAAAGAUGAUAAAGAACUACAGACACAACAACAGCUGCAGAACAAGGAAAACACACUGCUUAAGGAGUCUCUAGAUUAUCAAGACGCAGUAAAGGCUCUGUUGGACAGCCGAGAUGAGUGCGAGACACUCAAGAAGGAGAUCUGUGACACCCUGAAAUGCCUUGAUAAAGAGCGAAGUAAAAAACAUGAAAUGAAGGAAAAGCACAAGGUGAGACUGUGUCAGGCCAAGCAGACAUGUGAUCAUGAAACCAUGUGGCGUGACGAGAAGAUAAAAAGUCUGGAGCGAGAGCUGUUCUUGUGUUCCCAUUCAGUAGCAAAGGAAAAGGAGUUCAUCACACGCAUUACUGUGGAGAAUGAGAAAUUGCUGGUGGAGAGGAGAAGGCUUUUACAACAGCUGAAUGAGGAGGAGCACAAAAAGAAAGACAGUUAUCUAACAGCUUCUUUGUCCACAUGCAGGGUGGAUUUCUUAGAGAUGGAAAACAAGAAACUAGGAAACAGGAUACUCCACAUGACCAAUCAGCUAGCUGUCCUGGAACGCAGCUUGCACUUUGCUGAGGUAACAGGCACAGAACUUAAAAACACAUCUAAUCUCAGGCACGUUUUAAAAUCCAUCCCUUUGCAAGCGUCAAGUGUGAUGAUGCCUGAGACGUCUGAUAUUCAGGGCUGUUCGGACUGUACUCAGAACAAGCAGAGACACGUGACUUCCCCCCCUCUCGGUUUUGUCUGUGGGACUCGAUCAGCAGAGAUGGGCUACAUGAAUCUGACUUCCCCCCAGAGACACUCAGACUACACGACUCUCAGCAGCUCAAAAGAUCUGAGUUCCUAAAAUGUCAUGUUUAUCUGCAACAUGAAUACACUGUACAGAAUUGUAUUUAUUUGUGAGUAAAUUAAUAAACAAAA
This is a messenger RNA of Trematomus bernacchii (emerald rockcod), 2609 nucleotides long. Its product is annotated as coiled-coil domain-containing protein 30. Lineage: Eukaryota; Metazoa; Chordata; Actinopteri; Perciformes; Nototheniidae. The transcript is spliced from 20 exons. The record is from RefSeq and is a predicted model, not a curated record.